ACUUUUCAAGGAGGGGGCGCCUGUAUGGGAUUGGUCAAACCAGUCACAAGAUGUUGUGAGGGGAAAAAAAACGAAAAAACACUGAAAGCGUCCCUACCAUUCAGAACAGCCGCUGCAGCUCCGGGGGAAAUUUUUAACUCCACAACAAUGAGUGAAUCACUGGUAGUGUGUGAAGUGGAUGAAGAUCUGGUUAAAAAGCUGAGGGAGUUUCGUUUCCGGAAGGAGACCAACAAUGCAGCGAUCAUCAUGAAGAUUGAUAAAGACAAGCAGCUGGUUAUUCUGGAGGAAGAGCAUAAGGAUAUUUCUCCUGAUGAUCUAAAGGACGAACUGCCAGAGAGACAGCCAAGAUUUAUCGUCUACAGUUAUAAGUACGAACAUGAUGACGGCCGCGUGUCUUAUCCCCUCUGCUUCAUCUUCUCCAGCCCCGUGGGUUGCAGACCAGAGCAGCAGAUGAUGUACGCAGGAAGCAAAAACAAGCUGGUGCAGACUGUCGAACUGACCAAGGUGUUUGAGAUCAGAAACACAGAGGACCUGACAGAGGAAUGGCUUAGAGAGAAACUUGGGUUCUUCCGCUAAACCCAUCACCUCCUCCAGGGGUCUGGGAUACGAGGAGAAUCCCGAUUGCACAACUCGUGACAUCUCUUGGAGACAACACACCACAGUUAACCUUUCCCUCCUCCCUGCAUCAGACCUGAUUUAAAUAGUGUUUGCAGUCCUCUGUUUUAGGCCCGCUCGGUGGCGUUUAACACACAUUACAACUCAUAAGAUGCCAGAAGGUGCACACAAUUACAAGAGUUUAAAUGGUUCUCUGUGACUGCCAACAUUUCUGGCACUUACUAAACCUCACCGAUCUGGCAGCCUAAAGCUGACCAUACUGUUUGAAGCAGGUCUGUUAUUGUCUCCAUACAAUCUCUCCAUAUUCCUCUUAUGUGUCUGUUUUGAAUUAACGAGGGCUGCCCCCAUUAGUCAACCGAAGACCCAAAUCAUGAUUAAUUGGUAGAUUGAUUGCAAAGGGGGGGGGGAAUUACUUAGUCCACAGGAAGUGCUGACACUCAGUUAUUUGUGCCAGAUACUAUUGUUUACACAGCUACUCCCUGAGCUUUUUGGCUGAUAGUUGCAUAUUAUGAACAGGAAAUCUAAAGGGUGGGAUUACUUUGAGAUAAAGGAUAAGUGUUAUUACUGUGCGAUCACUUUUUUUUCUCAGCCCUACCUCCUAAAAUACACAUUUAAAUACCUAAAUUAAUAAGACAAACAUGUAAUUGCAACUUCUACUCGACUAAGAAAGUCUUUGUUUGGGGGGGGGGGCAGCCCCUAGAAUUAAUGUUCUUAUUGCUCUUCAAGUGCAGAAAUUGACCAUUUCUACAAUUCAAAAGAAUUCAAACACUUUUUAAUAACACUUUGUUUCUUCUAGAUGUUUACACUCAGAACCUCCUAAGUUUUACCCCUUUAUGUUCAUUAGAUUUUAAUAAUCUGUGGGAGUCUUUUUUUAAAUAUUUAGUUAUUUCUGGUGUCCCUAGGGUUAGUUAAACAUAUACUUUAUAUUCAUUUGUUUUCUUUUAUUGUGAAAGACAAACUUCCUGCCAGAACCUCGGAACAAUCAUAGCUACAAUUCUGUGUUUUGUUUUACUUCGUCUCUCCGUUAGUCAAGGGCAUUUCAGUUAUAAUUUACAGUAACACUAAUACAUCUAUCUAUCUAUAUGAUAUGCGUUGCACCUUCUCCUGUGCACAAGAACAAGCUGGCAGAAGCCCUUGAGUGGUGCUUAUUUAGCUGCAGAUGUAACCCUGAUAGUCUGUCAUCAGUUUUUUUUUUUUUUAUCUCUGUUUAGAGGAGAGAAAAAAAACAGUAUGAAUUGUGGGUAAUGCGUUUGACCUGCAUGUUUAUUACAAGAAUCCAACACUCCAGGAAAACAAUAUUUUCCACUGAAACAUUCCAGAUGUGAACAGUUACACACAAAAACCUCUGUCUCUAGCGACCAUGACAGUGACGAUUACACUGCAUUACACAGGGUGGUAGUUCCCGCCCUCAUUUUAAUCUACUGGGCGACUCUGUUUAAAUGGGUUACUGUGUCUUUAGGGUGAUUGUUAGCUCCUAUCGUGCAUUAUAGCUCUUACUGUUAUUGGUGUUUAUGAAUGUCGUGCUUAAAUCCGUAUGUAAAGCCACGUGGAUUGCUUCAUGGUUGUCGCAGCCUUGAGAAUGAUGGCUGCGAUUUCUCCAAACGCCAGAUGUGCCAGAAUUGGCAGGUAAAUGACAGCAUCUGGCCGAUUUACAUUCUCCAUGCAGACGCAGGAUUUGACCAGUGUAGCUUUUUUUUGAAAGGCAGAUACUGAUAUUUAUGUAUUGAAUGUGCCAGCAGCUCAUUUUUGUGCCAAUGUCUAAUAUCCUCAGCUCAGUCUGUUGUUUUUGUUUACCUAAUUUUUCUUAGCUUUGAGCAUUUUUAAAAUACAUCGUGCUGGAGCACACAGCUCAAACACUUUACAAACGGAUGUAUUUGGCUUUUCAUGCCCCAAAGGGACAGCAUUUUUUCCUGACUUUUGGUUCCCUGCUGAAUAUUGUCAGCAUUUAAGCCAGUGCAGCACACUACCCAAAGGAUUAGUAGCAGCAUGACCAGCCCCAGAUAGUUAAAGCUGUAUAAGAAUGUACUAUGCAUGUAUUGCAGAUAAUACAGACUGGUUUUAUUGUGAUAAAACAGGAGUAACCUCAGUAGUAAGUGACCCGAGUAGCAGACUUCUUUUUUUUUUUAUAGUACUACAAAUGUCCACUUUUACCCUGAAUUAUGUUGCUGAAUUAAAGCCCAGAAAUUCACCAGAUAGUGUGUGAUAUUACAUUGCUAAGGCUACCAAACCAAGGCCAUGCUGCAAGGCCAAAACCUGUUUUUCCCUGAUGGCGUCUUUGCCCUCAUAAACAACGGAAACUCUCCCAGAGAUCUGGCUCAAAGAUGUUUUCACACAAUCAAACUGCUCCACGUGGAUCAUUCGUAAGGGCAGGGUUUUAUCCAACAGGAGCAAAGGGGACAUAAGUGUAAUCACUUGUUUUAAUGUCUACUAAUAGCAGAAAAACACAAAUCCACUAGAUUAAAUGACCUUUAUAUGACCUGAAAAACCCUUCAGAAAGUCUGUAAAUUCAGGAAUAUGCACAGCUUGAAAUUAACACUGUUUAUUCAAUGCAAUUCAGCUCAACCUUGAAAUGUGCAAUGUACUGGGUUAGAUGUGAAUAUAUUUAUCUUUCUAAAUUCUAAAGACCUCUAAAAUGUGGAGAGCUACUGUAGAAGAAGUGUAUGCUUUAAAGUAAGUAAGCCUUACAGAAGGCUUCCUGAUGCUUUCUGAACAGCUGCACAAAGUGUCUGACAUCGUUUAUUUGCACAUGAACGCUAGAAAAGGUUUGCAUCACAGUUGUCAGGUGUGAUAUCUGAAGUGUGUCCAAACUGACAUUAAUUUCUCUAAAAGAAAGCCUCUGCUGUUAGUAUUUUAAAUGGGAUGUAUAAGAAACUGUCCAUUCAUUGUGUAUCAAACUCAGUCUCCCUAAUGUAAAGUCCAGUUAACUAAGAGCCCCCUUUGGUUUUGAGCCAUGUAUCUGGUUAUGUCCUGUGGAUCUCUAACAGCUUUUUAUCUUUAUGUGGUGAACGCAUAUAGUUUUUGGCCUCUCGUGGUUUUUUUUGUUUUUUUUACUUUAACCUGCAAUUGUGUUGUCAGCGCUCGGUGUCCUCUGAUUAAAUGCCUAUUCUAUUUUCUUUCCUUUUUACUAAAACAACCACCUGAAACAUCUGUCAUAACCAGCUGCCUCGUGGCAUCAGUGAAACUUGAGAUAUUUGUAUUUUCCCAUACUUUAUAAAAGUGUCUUGUCCUGUUGUCCAAAUAAAAUGACAGUGAUGUUUA
Oreochromis aureus is the source of this 3873-nucleotide messenger RNA. RefSeq names its product glia maturation factor, beta (gene gmfb). Gene Ontology annotation, molecular function: actin binding; Arp2/3 complex binding. Lineage: Eukaryota; Metazoa; Chordata; Actinopteri; Cichliformes; Cichlidae. Gene Ontology annotation, cellular component: actin cortical patch. The record is from RefSeq and is a predicted model, not a curated record. The transcript has 7 exons. Gene Ontology annotation, biological process: actin filament debranching; negative regulation of Arp2/3 complex-mediated actin nucleation. Bases 25 to 576 code for a protein of 183 amino acids.